Helianthus annuus (common sunflower) is the source of this 510-nucleotide messenger RNA. RefSeq lists its product as uncharacterized. The coding region runs from base 1 to 510 and encodes 169 amino acids. NCBI's taxonomy places the organism in Eukaryota, Viridiplantae, Streptophyta, Magnoliopsida, Asterales, Asteraceae. The transcript has a single exon. The record is from RefSeq and is a predicted model, not a curated record.
AUGUUAAAAGUAUCGCCGUGGAAGGGGAUAAUUCGGUUUAGAAAAAGAGGAAAAUUGAGCCCAAGAUUUAUUGGGCCAUUCAAAAUCGUGGAACGGGUUGGUAAGGUAGCAUACUGUCUCGAGCUGCCUGAGGAGUUGAGUGGAAUACAUAGUACAUUCCACGUGUCACAUCUCCAAAAAUGUUUAGCAGAGGAAACUACUCGUAUCCACUACGAUGAUAUCGAGGUGGAUAACAGUCUUAACUAUGCGGUGAAGCCAAUUGCAAUUUUAGAUCGUAAAGUGAAGAGUUUGAGAAACAAAAAGAUCAACCAAGUGAAGGUUAAGUGGGAACACAGAAAGGGUGCGGAUACUACAUGGGAAUCCGAAGAAGAAAUGCAACGGCUCUACCCUACAUUAUUUAGUAAAAAACAAAAUCAAACCCAUCAUUUGAGAGGUCUGAUCGAUCAGAACAACCACAGGCGACACCCCCCACUCUCAAACCCUAAUUCACAAGAAAAAACCAUAAAUUGA